AUGGCGCUACGGCACACGGUCUCGUCAGUGCCACGAUCGACCACCUCGACCGACGCCGACCUCCUCAUAAAGCGUCGACGACUCGGCCUGCCAGACUCGACGCCCUCCACGAACAGCUUCGGCGCAUCCAAUCCCGGUUCGCCCACCACCACCACCACCACCACCAGGACAGAUGGCAGCCAGACGACCAUAUCCAACAUCGUGCUGAGGAAGUGGAGCGGCAAGGAUGAGAAGAAGAAGGAGUUUUUCAAGCCCAGGUACUGCCCAGGCGACCGCGACGAACUUCUCAAGCGUCUGGUCAGCUUCCAGGAGCUGACGGACUGGACACCCAAGCCAGAUCUCGUCAACGAGGUGCAGUGGGCCAAGCGCGGGUGGAUAUGUAAUGGCAAGGAGCGCGUUCGGUGCACACUCUGCAACAAGGAGCUCGUGGUGCGGCUCAACAAAAAGUCGGCCGACGGGAAAGAGGUCAUGGUUCUCGUGCCCUCGGAGAUCGAGGACGCGCUGGUGCAAAAGUACGUGGAGCUCAUUGUCACCUCCCACCAGGAGGACUGUCUCUGGCGGAAGCGCGGCUGCGACGACUCCCUCCUACGCCUGCCCCUGUCGAACCGACAGAACGCCAUACAAGACCUGCGGAAACGCUACGACGAGCUCUGUGCCCGAAAUGCCUUCCUUCCCUACGAGUUCAACCUACGGCUUCCCGAGGGGCUCAGCAUCAAUGCUAUCCUGUCACAGCUCCCGCCUGAUUUCUUCAGCGCCCCACCGCCUCCGCCUACAAGUCCCUCGCCAUCGUCCCCAAACCGUGUCGCCCUUGCGCUCGCUGUGCUCGGCUGGCAGGGUCUGGACAACCCACGCAUCGGUCCGGUGCCCAACACCGCGUCGUGUCAUACGUGUCUCCGCCGGCUGGGGCUGUGGAUGUUCAAGAGCAAGGAGAUCGACCCAGAGACCAACGAGGUGUUGGUGCCCGCGCCAAUGGAUCAUCUAGACCCCACCAGGGAGCACAGGUUUUUUUGCCCGUGGAAGAGCGCCGAGGCGCAGCGCAUCUCGCCAGAUGCAGGCUCCCAGAGGCGGAUGAGAUUGGCAGCCGAUGAAGGGGACAAGGCCGGCUGGCAGGUGCUAUUACAGGUGCUCAAGAACGAGGCUUACCUCAGAGAUCGGGAAACACCGAGCAAGCGGGCUUCCGGGGCGGGAAGAGAGAAACCUCCACAGACGCAUAGGAGGUCCGUGAUGGGCGAGAGUGGGGGGCAGGGUUCCCCUUACGCCUCGACGCCUGGACUGGAAGGAUCGGCAAUUGUAGGCGACGGGCCAGAGGACCAAGAAGACGAGAAGGUCGAGGCGGAAAAGGACAAGGAGAGGUGGGCCAGACUCCGGCGGGUCAAGAGCAUGUUGUCGUCCAAAGGGGCCCGGAAGCUGCGCAAAUCGUUCAGUGCCAGCCGGCCAGGUAGCGCGCUAAGUCGCCCAGGCACGAGCCACUCCACCGCACAUGAUGGAGAGACACCACAGGCGGAGACGCAGCAGUCUGCAGCAGCCCCAGUUGACCAGGCGCGCUGA
Messenger RNA from Cryphonectria parasitica EP155, 1548 nucleotides. Its product is annotated as zf-C3HC-domain-containing protein. The coding region runs from base 1 to 1548 and encodes 515 amino acids. NCBI's taxonomy places the organism in Eukaryota, Fungi, Ascomycota, Sordariomycetes, Diaporthales, Cryphonectriaceae. The record is from RefSeq and is a predicted model, not a curated record. The transcript has a single exon. Gene Ontology annotation, molecular function: zinc ion binding. Gene Ontology annotation, cellular component: nucleus.